Sinocyclocheilus grahami is the source of this 4419-nucleotide messenger RNA. RefSeq lists its product as uncharacterized. Lineage: Eukaryota; Metazoa; Chordata; Actinopteri; Cypriniformes; Cyprinidae. The record is from RefSeq and is a predicted model, not a curated record. The transcript is spliced from 4 exons. The coding region runs from base 433 to 4419 and encodes 1328 amino acids.
CUCGCAGCGUACACAAAUUCGCUGCCUAGAGGGCGCGUUCUGGUUUGUCGCGUCGCGUCGCUCGUUUACUGUAAAUGUAAAUGGAGGAAUUGGAUCCGAAACUCUCACUCCUCUCCCCCUGACUCACCGACAAACAAAGUGGGACGCUUGAAUUUGUUAUACCACACCACGGAGACGUUUGCACUGCUUUUUAUACACCGCCGCGUCACAAGUAAAUCUCGCGUUUCGCGGAGCUGGAAAAUAUGUGUAUAACUAAUAACUACUGACAGCGGUGAAAACCAUUGCACUCACGAAUGUCAUGCACUGAUCAAGAGCCUUUGCCUUCUGUGACUUUCAGCGGACUUAAUAACAACCAACAUGAAGCAGUCAGGUACAGUCAGAGCGCGUUGCCUAUUCUAAAGGACUUUUAAACUUGUUGAAAUCAUUGUAAACAUGGAAGAGGCAGGCGCUGGGAACGGUGCUGGGACGCAGGGCUGUGAACUGGAGCGUUCUGGAGACGGAGGACUGGAUGAGGUGCAGAUGCAUCUCGCCUGCUUACCGGAGCGAUACAUGAGAGCCAAGUUUUCCCUCUCCGCGUACAUAUUUUGUUGGACAGUAGUAAAGUUGUGUCAGCGAUUAAGACCGUCACCAGUUCUUCCCCAGGCCCCAGCUUUAGAGGACUCUGGGAGUGAGGCAGCUUGUCUGGAUGAUGGGGAGUCUCAGCAGGAGGAGCAAGGAGAGCAACAGGACCAUCAGGAAUGGUGUGAGCCGGUUCCUGAAGCAGCACAGGACACAAAAGAGGAAUAUUUUGACACACACUCAUGGCCCAGUGACACUUUCUCUGAAUCGAGUCAUGAAACUAAGGACUGCUGCAGGACACCGCUCAGCUAUGAGGUUGGAUCUUGCUCUAUGGGUCAUCUGGACACACACUCUCCAUUUGUCAAACCGUCACCUUUGGUUAGAGGGAGAAAUCCCUCUUCAACAAAACAGCAUCAUUCUGUCAAUCAUGCUGACAGUCUCUGUAGAACAGUGGAUAGAGAGCAAUUGCAAAUACAGACUGGAAAUAUGGGGGUGAUGCACAUGGGAGUUGAUGGCACUGGAAUGUCUCAAGCUAAGGGUGCUCUGGAAUGUGAGGAGGUUUUCAACAAUUCUCCAGCGGAACCUGAAGUUGAUUCUUCUUCAAGGAAUGGCCAAUCCUAUGUAGUAGCACCUCUACUGGCAUUAGAGAACUCUGUGGAACCGCAAACACUCACUGAGCCAUGUGCUAAUGACUCAUUAUUGACCUUAACAGACAGUGAUGGAGCCAAGUUUCAGUUUGCUGACACCUUUGAGGGAAAAUCAAAAUGGGAUCAAAUUAACAAAAAUAUCACGAACACUCAGUCAGGACACAAUGAGCCGCAAAUACAGUUCAUAACCUCAAGUGAGAAACAGUUACAGCAAAAUGAUAUUGACAGUAGUAACACUGAAAUACAGUUGAUUUCUAAUGCAUCUGUUGCGAAUAGUAAAGAUGCUGAAUGUCAUGAGUUGGGUGUUGAUGAAAAUAAGAUCAGUUUAUCUGUAUCACGUCAUCUUUUUGUAUAUGAGUCUGUAUCAGUUGAGAAGCCUAUUGAACAGAAGGUCGAGGAGUCAACAAAACACAGCCAUUCACAGCCCUCAGUAGAGCACAGCCAAUCACAGUCUUCAGUAGAGCACAGCAAAUCACAGGCCUCAGCAGAACAUAACCAAUCACAGGAUUCUGUAGAAUGCAGCCAAUCACAUAACUCAGCAGAACACAGCAAAUUACAAGACUCAGCAGAACACAGCCAAUCACAGGCCUUAACAGAAGACAGGCCAUCACAAGAUUUUGUUGAACACAGCCGAUCACAGGACUCAGUAGAACACAGCCGAUCACAGGACUCAGUAGAACACAGCCAAUCACCGGAUUCUGUAGAACACAGUCAGUCACAGGAUUCUGUAGAAUGCAGCCAAUCACAGAAUUCACUGAACAGUAGAAACAAUGAAUACAGCUCAGACACAAAUAAUAAUAUUAAAGCCAUUACUUUAGAAGAGUGUGCCUCAGGUGAACAGAUCUCUUUGCCCAAUUCUUUGCAAAAAUACAGCAGGGUUACCAGCAAUGCUGGAUCUUUAGUUUCAAAAGGUGGUGAUUGCAAAGACAGUGACUCUUAUAGCGCCCCUGCUAGUCAGGCCACUCCCUUUAAAGCACCUGAAAUGAGGAUGGCAAUGAAUGGCGAAGAUAAUGUUGCUAAACCCUCUGAAUUUAAUGAGUGUAGCAGCUAUAGAAAUUAUAUAUUAAAGCAGCUCUGUGAUUGCUCUGGUGGAAAGGAUUGCCAGCUGCACUCGUCUGCACUGGAGGGAGAGCAGACAUCAGGAGGAUUUCAGCUCAAGGGCACAGACGGCAUCAGUCAAAGCAGAACUGCAGUGUUGCAAACCUUGAGUCACACACACACAGAUGACCAUUACAGCACACAUGGAGAGGUUAAUGCAGACUCUACAAACUGUGAAUUUUCGCAUAUUGGCCAUUUGCUUGCACACAAACAUCCAGAGCUCGUCCAAGAGAAAAGCAUAUUACCACUGGUUGGUGGCUCUCUUAAGGUCGAUGAUACUUAUGCAUUAGAAAACAUGGAGAGAAAGCUUGAAGCUUUUAUGGCAAACUCUCCUGAAAGCACUGAUUCAAUAUGUGAAACUUCUGAUCCUCUUUGUAAGCAAUCUUUGCAACUGCACAACUCGGAGAUCGAGGACACAUUUGUUACAUGUUGCCGUAUUUUACCCAUCACUAAUUUAGAGGCCAUUUUGGAGUUGGACCGUUCUCCAGAAAGCUCAUUUGUGACUAAAAACGGACUGGAGCAACAGAGAGGAAGUCCAUUAUCAGAAGUUGGAUUCAGUGAGGAAUGGAGCUCUUGUGAUGACGUCACAACCCGCCCACAUGUGGACGUUUCUGCCAUGUGGACAAAAGCCAGUGUAGCCACUGUCAUGAAUGAACCAGAUGCUGGAGAAACAAUGAACUCUUUAUCAAAUGGAUUUGAUAGCAGUGAUGGUUAUAGUGUUUCCAGUUUUGUGUCACAAGACCUUGACUCCAGUACCAACAGCGAAGAGAUGGAGGACAGCACUCAGUCAUCAUCUAGUCUUCAUGGUUCUGCAAGAAAUAAGAGAACCCAAUCAGGGAAGGGCUCUGUGUUUUCAGUUUUUUCUAGAAUCCCCUCAUUCCGCAAGAUCAAAUGGGAACACAAAGGCAAUAACAAGGUUGAUCCAGAAAUUAAGGACUCCAACGAGGAUGGAGAUGAACGGAAUGAGGUGAAGUACAAUAGGUCUCUCACACGUAACAAAUCCAACCCUUCACUGUACAAUACCCCUAUUUCUCAUAGUACAGAUCAUCUUACAGACAUUUCAAAAUUUGUUGACCACUCCAAUGAUGAUAUUUUUGAAGAAGCUUUUUCUUUGAACUUGCACAAUAGAGAGCAAUAUGUGCAAUGUCAAAAUUUGUAUCAGCAGCAGCAACAGCACAAAGAUGGAGACGUACUGAAAUGCAGAGCUUCCCCAAUGACAGAGGGACUGCAACAAAAGAGAAGCAAAAGUACCGACAACUUAAACUUACGCAUGAAGCUCGCAAUAGCUCACAAGUCUCUGUCUAGCCUGUUUGAGUCCAGAUAUCCUGAGAGGGACAACCAGGAGCAGAUUUCACAGUCCGAGAACGAGGAGGUAAAAACCAAGCAGUCCUGGAGGAAGAUGAAACGCUCUAAGGAAGCAGAACUUUACAAAAGAACUCUAUCGGUUCCUGGGACGACCUGUGACAAGUCCAUACAUCAGAGCCAUAUCGAUUGUGCCUUCUGUGCUCAUCAGAACAGGUCCAGACUUAACAGCUCACUAGCUUCUCAAAAGAGUUUGAUGAACCAGUGCCAUUCUGAUUCACAGAGUUUGAAAUCUGGACCUCAGUCUGAUGAUAGUAAAUGUCUGGAAGGUGGUGAGCUGCCUUGUGCCCCUUACUCAGAUUCUGAGGUCUCAGUAGAUGGCUUUGAGGCCAAUGUUGAGGAAAGGUCACAAUCACCUGUACACCCCACUGUUUUUGCGCUCGCAAACCAGAUAUCACCUACCUGGACCAGAUCAUUAAGCUGUUUUGAGACCACUGAUACUCCGACGAGGCCCAUGAGCCCCAAACCUCACAGUCCUGGUCUGGGUUGGACACACCAGAGGAGCUUCCGUUACCCCUCGAGAUCCGUUGCAUCUUCUCUCUGCUCGCUCGGUCAGGGAGUGAGCACUGACGGUCUCUCCGAUCCACCUCUGAGACCGACGUCUCUGAAGCCAAGGACAGCACAACUCACUACAGCCCACUCUUUUGAUUCUGAGUGCUUACUAGAGGACAGCAGUUCAGACAGCCAGUCUCAAAAUAGCCUGAAUUCAGCAUCCCUGAUCAACAAACCAGAGGUGAGACAAAGGCAAUUAUGA